CACCGCCUGCCGUAAAGCGUUUAACUGCGCAUGCGCAGUGCGCGUCUCUGUCGUCGUCGUUGAGGGAGUAGGAGAGGAGGCAAGAGCAGCGAUGGCAGCCCCAGCGAGACCGCGCCGCGUGCUCGAGGAGGACUUCUCCAAGAUCGAGUUCGAGACGAGCGAGGAGGUGGACGUGACGCCCACCUUCGACUCCAUGGGGCUGCGCGAGGACCUGCUGCGCGGCAUCUACGCCUACGGUUUUGAGAAGCCCUCGGCGAUCCAGCAGCGAGCCAUCAAGCAGAUCAUCAAGGGCCGUGACGUCAUCGCACAGUCUCAGUCCGGUACGGGGAAAACGGCGACCUUCUGCGUGUCGGUGCUCCAGUGCCUGGACACCCAGGUCCGGGAAACCCAAGCCCUCAUCUUGUCUCCAACAAGAGAGUUGGCCACACAAAUACAGAAGGUGCUGAAGGCGCUGGGAGACUACAUGAGCGUUCAGUGCCACUCGUGCAUCGGCGGCACCAACGUGGGUGAGGACAUCCGCAAGCUGGACUACGGGCAGCACGUCGUGGCCGGCACGCCGGGCCGUGUCUUCGACAUGAUCCGUCGCAGGAAUCUGCGCACGCGUGCGAUAAAGAUGCUGGUUUUGGACGAAGCGGACGAGAUGCUCAACAAAGGCUUCAAGGAGCAGAUCUACGACGUGUACCGCUACCUGCCCCCGGCGACGCAGGUGUGCCUCAUCAGCGCCACGCUGCCGCACGAGAUCCUGGAGAUGACGAACAAGUUCAUGACGGACCCCAUCCGCAUCCUGGUCAAACGUGACGAGUUGACCCUGGAGGGCAUCAAGCAGUUCUUCGUGGCCGUGGAGCGCGAGGAGUGGAAGUUCGACACCCUGUGCGACCUCUACGACACGCUCACCAUCACCCAGGCCGUCAUCUUCUGCAACACCAAGCGCAAGGUGGACUGGCUGACGGAGAAGAUGCGCGAGGCGAACUUCACGGUGUCCAGCAUGCACGGGGACAUGCCACAGAAGGAGCGCGACACCAUCAUGAAGGAGUUCCGCUCCGGUGCCAGCCGUGUGCUGAUCUCCACGGACGUGUGGGCCCGCGGUCUCGACGUGCCCCAGGUCUCCCUCAUCAUCAACUACGACCUCCCCAACAAUCGCGAGCUCUACAUCCACAGGAUUGGCCGAUCGGGCCGCUACGGCCGCAAAGGUGUGGCCAUCAACUUCGUGAAGAACGACGACAUCCGCAUCCUGCGCGACAUCGAGCAGUACUACUCGACGCAGAUCGACGAGAUGCCCAUGAACGUGGCCGAUCUCAUCUGAGAAGAGCGUUCCAUCGGCGGCGGCGGCGGCGCUGGGCCAUGAGAAUCGUCCCUCCGCUCGCUCGCUAAUCCCCGUCCCCUCUUGGCAGCGCCCGCAUCUGCCCAGCGCGUUCGUUUUCGUUUGGUUUCUCCGUCUUGUUUUUACAUUUUAGGGGGGCCAUCUGGGGGUCUCCACUUGGCUCUGUGUCGUUCAGUAGACAUACAGUCCAACUGCCUCGCCACGUGUGCAUUGGCCAAGGAUGUAAACAUGGAAUGAGGUAGAGAAAUUGUUAGGCAGCAGCACAGUGUCACAAGCCAGAAUUCCACAUGCACAACUCCUAGCCUCUGUUGCCCUAUGUGUUUUGGGGCCCCUCGUCGUGAGAUGACGAUGUGUUCACAUCUCGGUGUAGCUGGGUAACACUGUGGGCGUGUUGCCCCGUCACCAGCAACACUCACAACCCAUCACUCCACCAUCGUCGGCUCUCGGCAUCAUCGUCAAUAUCGUGACUUGGCACCGCUCUUAAAACUCAAUCGUCCUCAACACCACCACCUUCGUCCUUAACAACACUCGUCACCACCAUCAGUCGUCAAAAGACACAACACCGUCAUCGUCACAGUUUUGGGUGUCAACAACAUGAGCAUUAAUGUGGCAGGGCUGCGUCGCUCCCCCGAGGCCUCGGUGUUGGCAUUGCAGGCCCACACCGACACCGCGGCAUCGGCGGAGGGAGCACACGCCCACACUGCGGCAUCAUAGACCACACGACGCGGUCCGUGUGAAAGCGCGCCGCGGGUAAUUGCAGAAGACGCCCAGCAAAGACGCCCGCACACGGGCAAUGCAGUUGUCAAAUAUACGAGGCCGAUGCCUUCACAGAGCGCAGCCUGAGCGAGAGAGCGCCUUCGCUGACAAAAAGAUCGAUGUAAUAACACGCCGUGGACCAUCACGCUGUCGCGGACGAGAACAAUUCGGAACGACCCAUCAAUAAACAACUGUCGCUGAGAGCAAUGUUAAACACACGUGCUCACGGGAGCAAUGUGGAACACGCCGAUUAACACGCUCGCAAACGAGAGCAACGUUGGGGGGCACACUAUCGACAACCCAUUCCAACUCUGGGUGAAGCCAGCCUCGCCCCCCCCCCGGAUCACGCCACUGAAAUAAAAAUAACCCUAGAAGUGUGCACAUCCAGCUGCCAUCACCACCAUCACCAAUCAUGCCAACCUCACCAUCACCAUCCCUGCCACCACCACCGCACUACUUCACCACAUCGGUGGCCAGUAACGUAAAAAACAAAAAUCUGUCUUGGCCUCGUGGAGAUUUCACUUUUAUAUUAAACCGCGUGGACUGGUUUUAGGCCCAGCGUUACCAUAAAUGGAAUUUCUAACCCAAGUAAGAAUUCCUUCUCUUGAAAAUUAUACCUUGUAAUAAACCCGUCAUUUUGUUAUCCAUCAUGUGACUGUGUGUGUGUGUUUCGCUCAUUGCAUGUAGGAUAUGAUGCAUCAAUAAUGAAAAUGUCUCCCCAACUCGUACAUUUUAGGCACCCCUCGCCGCAGCUUUAGUCAAUGGGCCGGAGCAGAUAUUCGUACCACCAAAGGUAGCAAAAGUCUGCUCGUCCCAAUGUAUUUGUACGGCUAAUGAGCCGUACAGAUACAGGAGAGAGUCCCGUGAAUUACCUGGUAACCCCACUCGCCCCAAGUGGCUAUCGCAUAAUUCACCGUUAUUGGCCACAGAGAUGGGAACAGCCAAGGUUAUGCACCCUACCUCAGGUGUCACCCGCAAGUGAAACACCUUACGGGUGGCACCUGACGGGCGCCACGGUGGCGAGACGCUCGCUACUUCGCCUGCCACCUACAAUCUCCUAGGUUCGAUCCCGACCCUAACGCCUGUGGUUGCAUGGAUUUUUCUCGGGGUCCGCUGGUUUUUCUCUCUACAUUUACAAACGUGUUUUUAGAUUAUUUUGGCUGCUAUAAAUUUAUUUCCACGUGAUACGCAACUUCGUUGAGCUAUAGUUUGUGUUAGCCAGGUCGCUUCUGAAAAACAGCUGUUUUAUUCUACAGUUGAAAUCAUUUUUCGUGGUAAAAUAAAAAAAAAGGU
Petromyzon marinus (sea lamprey) is the source of this 3370-nucleotide messenger RNA. RefSeq names its product eukaryotic translation initiation factor 4A3 (gene EIF4A3). The record is from RefSeq and is a predicted model, not a curated record. Lineage: Eukaryota; Metazoa; Chordata; Hyperoartia; Petromyzontiformes; Petromyzontidae. Gene Ontology annotation, molecular function: ATP binding; nucleic acid binding; RNA helicase activity.